Molecule: messenger RNA, 4530 nt
Organism: Peromyscus maniculatus bairdii (prairie deer mouse)
Lineage: Eukaryota; Metazoa; Chordata; Mammalia; Rodentia; Cricetidae
Gene: Large1
Product: LARGE xylosyl- and glucuronyltransferase 1
Biological process (GO): protein O-linked glycosylation via mannose
Cellular component (GO): Golgi apparatus
Molecular function (GO): xylosyltransferase activity; glucuronosyltransferase activity
Source: RefSeq, a predicted model, not a curated record
UUCAAGCCUUAGCGCUCCGGGAAGCCGGCGCGUCUCGGAGGUGGCGACGGCGGUGGCGACGGCCGCCUGCCCGGGUUCCCCGCACCCACAGUGCUGCGUCCCGCUCGCCGCGCCCCGGUGGCCGUGACCUUCCAACGGGCGCUUACCUCGGCCCCAAGCCCCGGUCCCUCGCCCCAGGCCAGGGCGAGGCCCUUUCCAGCGCCCGCUUCCCGUGGAGCCGCAGGCGGGCGCGCAGGCCCGGGGAGAGGGUCACGGCGAGCCGAUACCGCUAGUCCUUGCACUCGCUCGCUGCGCUCGGCACCGGGGCCCGCUGAACUGCCUCCUGCCUCGCUGCUGCUCCUAAGUCGGGGCGCCUGAAGCCGGGGGCGCGGCCGCAUUCGCCUCGCCGGGCGGGUUGCAGGCAGGCCCUGCCCUGAAGGGACUAAGCGGCCAGGAGCGCGGGAGGUGGAGCUGCUAGGGCGGGCGGCCGCUCAGCGUUUCUUCCUGGGCUUGGUUCCGGGGACCCAACCCAGGGCAGCCCCAGUCCCUUGCCCAUGCGAGUCGCUCGGGGCUUGGUAGAGACCUGGAGUGAAACAGCUCCAGGAGGAGGAGAAAGAGGGGAUUAGUGCUUAGUGGGGCUACGGACCUUUGCUGUAGCAUUUGGAGCCUAAGGCUGCCCCGAAGUCUGCGCUUGGGAACGACGGUUGGUUUAGAACAGCACCUGCUGGGAUGCCGAUCAGGACCCCCUCCAUUUCGUAGGCGUCAGUGUCACCACGCCAUUCAGCUCUUCCGGAGUGUUCCUCUGCUUGGGGGUAGUCGAGGCCAAGGUAGCCUCUCUGGGCUGGGGCCCAGUCUGAGACUGAAUGCCAAGGGCUGUGACCACAAAGAAAUACAAAGAAUUCCUGAAAAGAGAAAUCUUCUUUGGUGAGAAAGUAUUAUGAGGGAUGCUGAGGACUUCAUGCUUUGGAAAGAGACACAGCUCUGGAAUUAGAAAUUGCCACUUCUGAAAGGAUGCUGGGAAUCUGCAGAGGGAGACGGAAAUUCUUGGCUGCCUCUUUGACUUUGCUCUGCAUCCCAGCCAUCACCUGGAUUUACUUGUUUGCUGGGAGCUUUGAAGAUGGGAAGCCUGUGUCUCUGUCUCCCCUGGAGUCCCAAGCACACAGUCCCAGGUACACUGCCUCCAGCCAGCGAGAGCGGGAGAGCCUGGAGGUUCGUGUGCGAGAGGUGGAAGAGGAAAACCGUUCUCUGCGCAGGCAGCUCAGCCUGGCCCAGGGUCAGGGCCCUGCUCACCGUCGUGGGAACCACUCCAAGACCUACUCCAUGGAAGAGGGAACAGGGGACAGUGAGAAUCUGCGGGCUGGCAUCGUGGCAGGCAACAGCUCUGAAUGUGGGCAGCAGCCAGCUGUGGAGAAGUGUGAGACCAUCCAUGUGGCCAUUGUCUGUGCCGGAUACAACGCCAGCAGGGAUGUUGUUACCCUGGUCAAGUCAGUCCUCUUUCACAGGCGGAACCCUUUGCACUUCCACCUCAUCGCUGAUUCUAUUGCGGAGCAGAUCCUGGCUACGCUUUUCCAGACCUGGAUGGUACCUGCUGUGCGUGUGGACUUCUAUAAUGCUGAUGAGCUCAAGUCUGAAGUGUCCUGGAUCCCCAACAAACAUUACUCUGGGAUUUAUGGCCUGAUGAAGCUGGUUCUGACCAAGACUCUACCUGCCAACCUGGAGAGAGUCAUUGUCCUAGACACUGACAUUACCUUUGCAACUGACAUUGCAGAGCUAUGGGCCGUGUUCCAUAAGUUCAAAGGGCAACAGGUCCUGGGCUUGGUAGAGAACCAGAGUGACUGGUAUCUUGGAAAUCUCUGGAAAAAUCACCGUCCAUGGCCAGCCCUUGGAAGGGGCUACAACACAGGAGUGAUACUACUGCUUCUGGAUAAGCUGCGCAAGAUGAAAUGGGAACAGAUGUGGAGGCUGACAGCUGAGAGGGAACUCAUGGGCAUGCUGUCUACCUCCUUAGCUGACCAGGAUAUUUUCAAUGCUGUCAUCAAACAAAACCCUUUCCUGGUGUAUCAGCUCCCCUGCUUCUGGAAUGUACAGCUAUCAGACCACACUCGCUCUGAGCAGUGCUACAGAGAUGUGUCUGAUUUAAAGGUCAUCCACUGGAACUCCCCUAAAAAGCUCCGUGUGAAGAACAAACAUGUGGAAUUCUUCCGCAACCUCUACCUGACUUUCCUGGAGUAUGAUGGCAACCUCCUACGGCGGGAGCUGUUUGGCUGCCCCAGCGAGACUGAUGUCAACAGUGAAAAUCUUCAGAAGCAGUUGUCAGAGCUGGAUGAGGAUGACUUGUGUUAUGAGUUCCGGCGAGAACGCUUCACUGUCCACCGAACCCACCUGUACUUUCUGCACUAUGAGUUCGAGCCUGCUGCUGACAACACGGACGUUACCCUGGUUGCUCAGCUCUCCAUGGACAGACUCCAGAUGCUAGAAGCCAUCUGUAAGCACUGGGAGGGGCCCAUCAGCUUGGCCCUCUACCUGUCCGACGCCGAAGCUCAGCAGUUCCUCCGCUACGCCCAGGGAUCCGAGGUGCUCAUGAGCCGCCACAAUGUGGGCUACCACAUUGUGUACAAGGAGGGUCAGUUCUAUCCUGUCAACCUCCUACGCAACGUGGCUAUGAAGCACAUCAGCACACCCUACAUGUUCCUAUCUGACAUUGACUUCCUGCCCAUGUAUGGGCUCUAUGAGUACCUCAGGAAGUCUGUCAUCCAGCUUGACCUUGCCAACACCAAGAAAGCAAUGAUUGUCCCUGCAUUUGAGACACUGCGCUACCGACUCUCUUUCCCCAAGUCAAAAGCAGAGCUGCUGUCAAUGUUGGACAUGGGGACUCUAUUCACAUUCAGGUACCAUGUCUGGACUAAAGGCCACGCACCCACAAACUUUGCCAAGUGGCGGACUGCCACCAUGCCUUACCAGGUUGAGUGGGAGGCUGAUUUUGAGCCGUAUGUUGUUGUGAGACGAGACUGCCCUGAGUACGAUCGGAGAUUUGUGGGCUUCGGCUGGAACAAAGUGGCUCACAUCAUGGAAUUGGAUGCACAAGAGUAUGAGUUCACCGUGUUACCCAAUGCCUACAUGAUCCACAUGCCCCAUGCCCCCAGUUUCGACAUCACUAAGUUCCGUUCCAACAAGCAAUACCGCAUCUGUCUCAAAACCCUGAAGGAAGAGUUUCAACAGGACAUGUCCCGACGCUAUGGCUUUGCUGCCCUGAAAUAUCUCACGGCUGAGAACAACAGCUAGCACUUUGAAGGCCACUACUAGGGAGAGACAUGCUACAGGGGAAGAACUACUUGCUGCCUGGGGCCCAGCCUUUGAAGACAAAAUGCAUCACUGCUUUUCUUUGGUUUGUUUCCCUUUAUCUCUUUGGCCCCACAAAGCUGCUCUUGUCUGAGAUCUUGGACAGGGACCCAGCCCACCACCAUGAGGUGCUUCCAGAAGGAUGGAAGCAAAUGAAGAGUUAUCAAAUUACCACAAAGCCACAGACCAAGUCAGGGUUUCUGGAUGCUCUCCCUGCUUUUUAAUAAUUAUGGUUCAGAUCCUAGCUCUGGAAAAAGAAUAGGACAUGGGUGCUGUUCUAGGGGUUAAUCACUCCAAGAAAUGAGAGCAAGCUAUUUCUUCAUAGGAAGAGAAUUUUAUUUCUCCUGCCACUUAGCUAGGUACCCAAGUGGAGAGCAAUCCAAGGACCCAAACAACCAUCUGGAGACCUGCAUGGGGACAUCACAUAUGCAGGGACCUGGAAGUAGGGUGAAUUGGUUCUUUAUUCUCGAAGUCUUUCUUGUUUUAUUUUGAGUUGUUUGAAUUUGGGGGGUUUUAUUCAUUUUGAUCUAGGAUUCCAAACUUAAAAAAAUAUCUAAUCCUUAAAGCUCUAAGAGAAAAAUCAGCUCCCUCAACCAACAUCCCUCAGUCAGCAGUGGCCCAGCAAAGAUGAGCAUCCUCAGAGAAUGUUCAUAUAUGGGAGCUUCCUUCAUGAUGAACACAGAGACCUCCUGAUACUGAGUUCCCACUCUCCAGAUCCAGGACUAUGACAGAGACUAUGGACACAGAAGGCCAAACACCAUAUGCAAGUCACAUCUUCUAUGGACAGUGACCAAGUCACAAUGAAAGGGUUUCAAGGAACUACUUCAGUCCUCAUAAAAGCUAUGAUUCCCCUCUCAGGCCUUUAGAAGAACUUGAACAGUUCACAGAAGCCCAAUCUGAAGACUCAUGUGACCACAUGGAAGCCACUAGAAGAAAGGGGUCAGGCACCUCCCUGUUGGAAACAGGGGAGUUGGUGACCUUAGUUUCCCCUCAGGACUUGUUCUGGGGUUGGUAAGCACCUCUUCAUUUUGCAGAUGGAGAAAACACUGAACUUUUUACACAUUUUCUUUAUUCUUCACUAUUAAUGUUGUGUUUACAUUGAUGAGAACAAGAGUUAAUGGCCUACCCACUGCUGGGCUGUUUGUAUUGAGUUGCCAUGUGACCAGCGAAAGCUGCAUUCAAUAAACGAAAGUACAGACUGUUUCUUCCUCA